This is a messenger RNA of Hyalella azteca, 2541 nucleotides long. Its product is annotated as cytochrome P450 2L1. Gene Ontology annotation, molecular function: heme binding; iron ion binding; oxidoreductase activity, acting on paired donors, with incorporation or reduction of molecular oxygen, reduced flavin or flavoprotein as one donor, and incorporation of one atom of oxygen. NCBI's taxonomy places the organism in Eukaryota, Metazoa, Arthropoda, Malacostraca, Amphipoda, Hyalellidae. The transcript has 11 exons. Gene Ontology annotation, cellular component: intracellular membrane-bounded organelle; cytoplasm. The coding region runs from base 163 to 1650 and encodes 495 amino acids. The record is from RefSeq and is a predicted model, not a curated record. Gene Ontology annotation, biological process: xenobiotic metabolic process.
GCACGCAAAAAUUUCUUACGAAGUUAUAUCAGAGACCGUAAAAUUAUUUAUCGUAACAUGCCUAGCAGUGUUGACGCCUUUUUCUCCCAUAGAAUUAAGUAAUACUGUAGUAUUGGUAGUAACAGCAGAUAAAAGCUGUAACGAACGUCCGCACGCAGCAACAUGUUCCUGGAGAUCAUACUUCUUCUUGCCCUUCUGGCUCUCCUGACAAUAUUUUCAAGGAAGCCGACGCGGAUGCCACCAGGAACGUUCGGCUGGCCGAUUUUAGGAGAGUUGCCGCCACGUUCAAUUCCCAUCACCGAACAUUUGAAGAACCUCAAGCAGAAGCGAGGGCCCAUUUUCACAACAAAGUGGGGUUCGCACCGCAUUGUGGUCGUCACCGACUACCACCUCAUCAAGAAGGCGUUCAAUCAUCCCGACAUCCAGGGACGUCCGGCAUUCUUUUCAUUUGCAUUAUUCAGCCACUUCAAAAAUGCUGGUUUAGUCAGCAGCCAUGGUUCAGUGUGGUCCGAGAACCGGCGGUUCAUGUUGCGCCACUUGCGUGAUCUCGGUAUGGGCAAAACAGCGCUCGAGGGCUCCAUUCAACAAGAGGCCGAGAUGCUGGUGGAUCACUUGGAUAAAACCUGCGUCGGCAAGCCUGCCGUCAUGGAUCACUCCAUCAACUGUGCUGUGGUCAACGUCAUCUGGCAAAUGCUCGCGAGCAAGAGAUACGACAUCGAGGAUAAGAUGAUGCAGCGUUACAGUACUCUGAUUGAAGAAGAUAUGAACAUCAUACAAGGAGUCUUAUUUAUCCUCGACGUUUUCCCUUGGCUGGCUAAGGCGCUCCCCUCGUUUAUAAUGAAUAAAGUUUUCAAAGUUGAUGUCCUCUGCAGAAAUCGAGAUGAGGCCUACUCAAUGUUCAAGCAAGUUAUUGACGAUCACAUGGCGACCCUUGACCCCAACAACCCUCGUGACGUCAUCGACCAGCUGCUGCUGGAGCGCGCCCACAGAGACGCCCCGGACUACCUCACUCCUGAAGACGAAAUUGACGUACUGUCCAUAAUUGGUGACAGUUUUGCUGCUGGCUCUGAGACCACCUCAUCUACUCUGCGUUGGAUGAUACUUUACAUGGCCAUCAAUCCUGAGAUCCAAGCGAAAGUUCACAAACGUUUGGACGAGGUUGUUCCUAAUGAUCGUCUGCCAUCACUCAACGACAGAAAUCAACUGCAGUACGUUGACGCCAUGUUGCUGGAGGUCAUGAGGCUGAGCUCACUCGUGCCCAUCGGCCUGCUGCAUACGGCCACCGCUGACGUCACCUUCGAGGGAUUCGAAAUACCAAAAGGCACGUCGUUUAUGGCCUGUUCCGAAAUGUGUCAUCGCAAUCCGGCUUAUUGGAAGCAUCCUGACAAGUUCUAUCCGGAACACUUUCUCGACGACGAAGGGAAACUCGAUGGGAAAAAAGAAGGCUUCCUACCUUUCUUAAUCGGGCGUCGCCAGUGUCUCGGGGAGUCUCUGGCUCGCAUGGAGCUCUACCUCUUCUCGACGGCCAUCUUGCAGCGCUUCACUAUAGAGCCGCCGGAGGGCGUCACACUCUCGACGGAAACUAAUCCGUCUCAAAUGAUAACUAACGUACCCCUGCCUUAUAAAGUCGUUUUGAAAAGAAGAAUUUAACGUUGACUUGUGGCCUGACGCUGUCGACUUGACCGAACGAACCGAAACGGUCAGUUCACGAGUUGCUGGACUGACUAAAGCAUUCCUCCGUCAUAUUGGUUCGAUGUAACUACAUUCAGAUUUAUUCUUGCAAAUCAAGUAACUCAAUAUGUUCAAUUAAUUUGUGUAAAUAUCUAAAAAGCAGAAUGACCCAGUGGUUACAGUUCACGGAUCUUGUUAAUAAUAAGCACCCCAUUAUAAACCUUUGGAGAAUAACUUACUCUUGUUGCUCAACCUUAUAAAGAAUACGCACCUCAGUAAUGUUCUUGUUAAGAAUACGCACUCCAGUAACGUCUGAGGUGCUUAUUCUUAACAAGAUCCCAGUUCACGGUACCAAGAUUUGAUCAUUGAUUUGCGGGUCCCAAACCCCGCAUAAUGUAACAGUUCUGGGAUUUCUAGAAUCGGCGACAGUCCAGAUAUAGCCCAUCCAACGCUGACCCCACAUCCGACUAGAACAUAAAUUUAAGAAAAACCAAAAACAAAAUUUAUUGUUAAGUGAAAGUUUGCGGCUAUGGUUAGUUAUUGCACUGAUGAAUUUACCAUUUACGAACGCUCCAGCUUCACAUCUUGGUAUUCCAGGCACCACUAAAUCGGCACCCAUGUCCGAGAUAUUUCAUCACGAUUAUAUUGAUCUUAAGUGAUGGAGUGAGCCGUUUCUAAAGGACGUAAAUGCUUGCACUAUAAAAGGGCAGGAACUUUAGUACUGCAUGUAGUACUAUCAGUAAUACGUGUACCAGUUUGGAGCAUGUACACAAGCAAAGAUGUGUAUAUCUUACUCUAUGUACAUGUCAUUCUUGUAAUGACUAAUGUUACCUGUAUAACCCAUUCUUGUGGUAAGAAAAUUGGAAAAGA